AAACAGAUGAACAAUAAAUGCAACCAAACACUAACAAUUUACUAAUCUAUUACUCAGAUUACUUUUUAAAAUCUUUACGUUUUACCGGGGCAGUUUAACCAUGCUUUUUAAGACAGACUGGGGCCAAAUCUUUAGUAAGUUUUCUGAAAGAGAACUUCAUAUCCCACAAUGCCUACUUCCGUAACCUACUAGCAUUUUUUACAGAAGUGUUUAGUUUUCGCUAGCUGCUACAGGUGUCACACACGAGUCAGUAGUACUCGUGUUAAAUGCAGAUAACCGUGAAAAUGAAAGGAGUGCGUCUCUGCCACUUCUAGCAGCGAUGGAUGGAGAGACCGCCACGGGGACUGAGUCGUGGGAGGACUGCAUGCUCGCUCCUGUGGACCGGCUCCGUUUAGAGAGGGCGGACAGCCCCACACCGGGUCUGGUGGAGGGAACCGAACCAGGUGCUGGUCAGAGGAGUGCUAUGUUUGUCCAAGCACAGUCCUUCGAAGAUCUGACUUCUGAGGCAGAAGAAGAGGCGCAGAGAUCAGCUGCAGAGGAAAACCCAGAAGGACCAGAUGAAGGGGAGUACAAGGUGCAGAACCACGACUUUUCAUCAGACAGCAGGACAAAGGAGGAGGAUGUGUCCAGUGAGGCGUGGCGGAGUCAUAAAAAGCACGUGUUUGUGUUGAGCGAGGCUGGAAAGCCUAUCUACACCCGCUACGGCACGGAGGAGGCUCUGUCCAGCACCAUGGGGGUGAUGAUGGCCCUGGUGUCCUUCGUAGAGGCUGAGAAGAACAUCAUCCGCUCCAUCCAUGCAGAUGGUUGUAAGGUGGUGUUCCUCACCAAGAGUCCUCUGGUUCUGGUGGGCGUGUCUCGGACCUCUCAGUCAGACAAGGAGCUGCUGCGAGAGCUUCAGUACAUCUACUACCAGAUCGUCAGCCUGCUCACGCUCACCCAGCUCAACCACAUCUUCCAGAACAAGCAGAACUACGACCUGCGCCGCCUGCUGGCCGGCUCCGAGUACCUCACCGACAACCUGCUGCACCGCCUGGAGCGAGACCCCGGCCUGCUGCUCAGCGCCGUCACCUGUCUGCCUCUGGCCAGCUGCUCCAGGGACGCGGUGUCGUCCAGCCUGCAGGCCGCCAAAGCCAAGAACCUGGUCUUCUCCAUCCUGCUGGCCGGAGACCGGCUGGUCACUCUAAUCAGGAAAAAGGACCAGUUCCUCCACCACAUAGACUUACACCUGGUCUUGAACCUCGUCGGCUCAUCUUCCAGCUUCCGGGAGGGCGAGGGCUGGACCCCCAUCUGCCUGCCAAAGUUCAACACAUCUGGGUUUUUCCACGCUCACAUUUCUUACCUGGAGCCUGCGUCUGAGCUCUGCCUCAUCCUGGUCUCCACCGACAGAGAGGACUUCUUUAACAUGUCUGACUGUAAGCAGCGCUUCUUGGAGAGGCUGAGUAAGCGCUGCGCCUACCAGAGCCUGAAGGAGGCGCUUAAGUGUCCAACCUACCCGGUGUCGCAGGUCGGCAUCCCAGACCUCAGACACUUCCUGUACAAGUCAAAGAGCUCAGGGCUGUACACCAGUCCCGAGUUCCCUGAUGUGUACCGGUCUGGACAAGAGCAGGAGCGGCUGAUGGGGCUGUACCAGGACCUCCACAGCUGUUUGCACCAUCCAACCAGACCCCUGCGCUCCUUCUACCGGUGCGGAGAAACUGAGAACCUGCUGGCUUGGGUGACGAGCGGCUUUGAGCUCUACCUCUGCUUCAGUCCGCUGGCCUCCAAGGCCUCAGCCGUCGCUGCUGUCAACAAACUUCUGAAGUGGAUCAGGAAGGAAGAAGAUCGUCUUUUCAUCUUGAGCCCACUCACGUACUGAGUCCUCGCCGACCUCCUGACCUCGGAUAGAGCACCAAUCAUCUCGCUGUAGACAUGACGAUUGUCAGAGCUAUGCAUUUCUGAUUCUAGUGUAACAAAACCGGGUUUGUGAUUGAACAGGAUGAACUAAAGCAGUAUUUUAGCUGGUGAGUUUUAGACCUUUUAUUUUGAAAAGCAGCAUCAAUGUGGUUCUCAACAGCAUUUUGACUGUAACAGAGCUGCCACUCCUCUCACAAAGGUAAAGUUGCUGUUUGCCUUUUUUUAAUGCUUUCAACUCUUUUUAGAAAUGUCAAAAAAAGAAAAAAAAUCCAGAAACUCGGCGUAGCGGCUUUUCAGAGCAGCUGCCUUCCCGUUGAGCAUUCAUGUUUCUGAAGACCACGAUCACUUUGCCUCCAGGCUUCCCUCCAUGAUCAGCAUGUUCAUUUUUUAUCUUACUUUUACAGCAGAGAGGCUGCGCAGUGGCGCAGUGGUUAGAGCGGUGGCCUUGCAGCAAGAAGGUCCUGGGUUCGAUUCCCGGCCUGGGAUCUUUCUGCAUGGAGUUUGCAUGUUCUCCCUGUGCAUGCGUGGGUUCUCUCCGGGUACUCCGGCUUCCUCCCACAGUCCAAAAACAUGACUGUUAGGUUGAUUGGUCUGUCCAAAUUGUCCUUAGGUGUGUGUGCGUGAGUGUGUGUGCAUGAUUGUUUGUCCUGUGUGUCUCUGUGUUGCACUGCGAUGGACUGGCUCUCUGUCCAGGGUGUACCCCGCCUAAUUGCCCGUUGACCGCUGGAGAUAGGCACCAGCUCCCCCCCCGUGACCCCACAUGGACAAGCGGGUUCAGAAGAUGGAUGGAUGGAUUUACAGCAGAAUCACUCAAGCUGUUCAUUCUGUCUGUUUUCAUGCUUUCCUGUUUGCUGCUCUAGUGGACAGGAAGCCUUUCUGCACGUGUCAAAAUCUGCAGGUUUGAGUGUUUCUCUGGGUUUGUCUGCGUAAUCUCUUCCUGGCUCCUGCUUCUGUAGCUCAUCAUGACUUUUAUUGUGUAAAGACAUGAACGGAAUUUCAAAAUAACAGUCUGGUAAUAAACAGCUUAGAGAGCAAACGCU
Nothobranchius furzeri (turquoise killifish) is the source of this 2933-nucleotide messenger RNA. It is a transcript of the gene mon1a, whose product is annotated as MON1 secretory trafficking family member A. The record is from RefSeq and is a predicted model, not a curated record. NCBI's taxonomy places the organism in Eukaryota, Metazoa, Chordata, Actinopteri, Cyprinodontiformes, Nothobranchiidae. Gene Ontology annotation, cellular component: Mon1-Ccz1 complex. Gene Ontology annotation, biological process: protein targeting to vacuole; vesicle-mediated transport.